Tetrahymena thermophila SB210 is the source of this 930-nucleotide messenger RNA. RefSeq lists its product as hypothetical. The transcript has a single exon. The record is from RefSeq and is a predicted model, not a curated record. NCBI's taxonomy places the organism in Eukaryota, Ciliophora, Oligohymenophorea, Hymenostomatida, Tetrahymenidae.
UAAAAACAAAAAAUUGUAAAAUAAAAAUUUAUAAAAAUGAACAAAAAUAUUUCUUCUUUCUAAUCUAAAACUGCUGCUUCUAGUUAAAGAGGUUCUAAAUCUUUUAUCCCAGUAAUCAAUCCUGAUUCCAAAAUUAUCGUCAGAGAAUUUGCUAAUCGCAAAAAUAUCAUGGAAAAUUUCGAAGAGAAUAAAAGAUAUUAAACUAAUGUAGAUGUAUACCAAAAACCAUUUUUCUCUAUAGACUCGCAAAACUCUAGCAGAAUUUUAUAAGGCUAAGCUAGUCAGAUAAGAGCUAGGUCAGCUACUGUAAAUGAAAUAUCGAAUCUAUCAGCUAAUAAUUCAUAAAUCUUUUAGAAACCUAAGAGUGCUUGUUUGUUCAUACUUAAAAGAUCUAGUUCAAGAAAAAGGUAUUAAAGUAUUUCAAGCAAAUAAGAAAGACAAAGCUAAACAAAGACCAGCCUCAAGACUAGCUCCUAUGAAUAAGAGAACAUUCUGAAAAAUGUUUACCAAAAAAAGGAAAAGGGAUGGGACUAUUAUAAAGAUUAGCUAUAAAAAGACGUUGUCAGAUCUGAAUCUGCUCAAGCAGAGAGAGUGAGUCACUUAACAACAACUCCUCUUGUAUAUCAUAAAAAUUAUUUUGAACGUAAAAGAGAGAUCGAAUAAAACUUAAAUUGCAAGGAAUUCGGACUUAACGUUCAAAAUUAUUCCGUUUUAGAUAAGAGAACUAAAAGUUUUUUCCACAACUAAUGCAAAGAGGAGGCCCUUUAGUAUCAUGAUGAGGUGAAAGAGAAAGAAAAAAAGAUAAAUCAAGAAAUAAAUGACAUUAUUCGUCUUUCCAUAUAAAAUGCUAGAACUAAACUCUCAUAUAAAUAUUCAAUAUCCAAACACCUCGAAUAAAAUCGCUUGGCAAAGGCUUAGUUGAUAUUUUGA